GUCGUUGUUCCUCCUGAGAUAAAGGAUGGAGUGCUUCCUCCAUCAGGAGGCAGCGGUGAUGUUGCACAUCACGCCUCUCCUUUAAACUUUCAUCACACUACAGCUUUGAGAAACGUCAGAAGUAUUGCAUGAGAACGACAAAUAAAGUCUCACGAUUAACUGCGAGACUUCAACCCCCCAAUCCAAAAAAAAAAAAAAAGAUUUUGGCCGGUCGAAAGAGCGACAUCCGAUGGGGGCAGCGACACUCGGAGAUCCACGGGUCAAGUGAGGGGGGUCCUACACAUGGAUGAACUGGGGGAGGAGAGAGCACAGUGAGGCUGUCAUGUAAACCGUCUCCUCUGGGGCCACCUCUCGGUGCGCGCUGCUUCCUGCCUCAGGUAGAAGCCUCUCAGUGUUGCUGCUGCUGAGGCGUCAGGCUGCUCGCUCUCCUCUCCCCUCCUGCUGAGAAGGCAACAGCUCCACUCUCAAAGCACUGAAAUGGAGAAGAGCUGCUCAGAGUGUUCAGAGCCGACACUUGCGCAGAGUCUGUGUACACUCUGCAACAAGUGGCUAUGUUACCAGUGCACAGAUGUGCAUCAGCAUCAGCGAGCCCCUACCACUUCCCAGUACACAGAAUUGCACCCACAACAGAGGCCCAGUGCCACCCAGCGUCCUGACCUGCACCAGAGAGGCUCCAGCUCCCUGCCUCCCACUGGACAAGGCCCGGGGUCGUAUCCUUGCUCCCUCCUCAUGUGCCACUCUCACAGACAGGAGCCCUUGGAGCUGUUUUGUGAGUCAUGUGACCUUCUGUGCUGUAGCAGCUGUCACCUGUCCUCCCACAAAAACCACAGGGUGGUGCCGAUCGGGAAGGCUCUACAGGAUCAACAGUGGCUGUUUGAGAGCCUGAUGGUGCAGGUGGAAGAGAGGAGGUCUGCAGUGGAGAACAAUGCUAAACAGAUAGAGGACAGACUUCAUGGAGUAAAGAUUGCACACAGGAAGGCAGAGAACCAGAUUAAAAUGGCAAAGAUGAUUAUGAUGAACGAGCUUAACAAACGAGCCAACCUAUUAAUAGAGCAACUGGAGAAAAUCUCAGAGGACUUCCAGCAACGUCUGGAGGACCAGCUGCAGGGGGCAAUAGAGACAUGUGGCCAGUUGGACCAUGUUCAGAAGUUCAUCACCUGGGCUACGACCCAUCACUGCAGAGGCCCGGUGCUCUUCAGCAGGGCUCUGAUUUCACUCCAGAUGCAGCAACUGCUUGAGCCAUCACUCAACUCAGACUCCUGGAGUCCUGUCAAGAUAAAAUUCAACUGGGAUGCCAGUUACUGGACGAAGCAGAUUUCCUCUCUAGGCCAGCUGACUGUUGAAGGAGGAAACUGCAUUUAUCCUCAGGGCUUGGCCUGCCCCAGUAUUCUGAGGCCUCAGCCUAUCACCUGUUUGGCUCUGCCAUCUGUGUGUCACAGAGGACGGGAGCCGGCCUGUGGGUACCCGGCCUGCUGCGAGCCCCAGAUGUGUUGCCUGCACAGCAUUCCCUCUCAGCCAGAUCUGUCCAGUCUGGACAAAAGUCAGCUGGAAGCCACACUUUAUAACUCCAGCUUUGGUCAGUCUGCACUUAUCUCUGCCUCCUUGCACCCGAGCCAGCAGCUCCAGAGGUGCUGGGAUCCAGACAGUUCAUCGCAAUGUCCUCCCCCUUCAUCACCUGUCCCUGUCAUGGGACCCAUCCAGCUCAACUGCAAUCGAGGAUCUACAUCCCAGUUGCAAGCUACUGCUUCCCAGUCACAGUCUCAGAUGAAAUCUUACGUCCAUCACCAACAACAGAGACAAGUUCCUCCGGACAGUCAGGCUCAGCCAAAUGCAGAACAUAGCAGGCAAGGCCAGUGUCAGGGGAAGCUGCCGACCAGCAAAACUCUGCAGCAGGAUCUCAGCCACACUGCUGUGGACAGAGAUGUGAUGAGUGGAGAGAUCUGGGAGGAGAGACGCAGAGUGGAGGAGGCUCGUGGACAAAGGGCGGCAGCUGAAAGCAGAGAGCUGCAUGACGAGGAGCUGCAGCAGGGCAGGAGGGAGCAGAGUCCCGUUCAACAACAGCAGCCGGCCAUUGUUCCUCCUGCAGCAGAGCUGAGGAAAGAGCAGCAGAGGAACAGACCUGCACUGAUGCUCAAAGACCACAGAGAUGGCAGGAGAUCCACAUCCCUGGAGGUGCCGGUGACAGCCCACGAGUGUGUAUCUGACGUGCCGAGCACCAGGCUCAGCCCUAGUUUAGUGUGCACGAGGAGGAAGAGACGCUCCCAGAGCAUCCCGGCAGAACUGGCAUCCCCGUCCACCAGCCCUUACUCUGAAAGGCCCACAGGAUGCACUCGUGGUGUAGAGGCAGGAACUGCAAAUAAGUAUACCAGUAUGGAUCCAAGACAGAGGCGAGCUUCAGAUGGGGUGCUUUGUGUUGUCAAAGAAACUUCGACUGACACAGUGCCCUUCAGAAGCCACCGGUCCCCUCUACUGUCCUAUAAGACGGAGCCAGAUCAUUCGUUUACUUAUGUAGAUGAAGAGGUUGAUUAUGAGGCGAAGGAGCAAUGCAGGGUGUCAAGAAACGGCCACAACAGUGUCACAGAUGCUCAGAAGGACUCGGGAAGGCCCAGGGUUCCAGUGGUUUGCUUAGAGCGUCUCAAAAUACUUGUGUCUCAACUCCCCCCACAUGGACGACGGCAGAGUGACCCUUUACCUGCCAGCGGGAUGGAGAGGAGCGAAACUCUCCCACAGCAGAGAACGUGGCACGAUGCAACACCUGAAGGGAUAGCUGGAGGCUCUGAAACCACAAGGACCACCCGCUCACUCAAAGUAUCAUCAUAUGCAGAGCGUCAGAACCACAAUCAGUCAACCACACACUCCACCACCAGUGAGUUUGACAGUCAAGGGAGAAUCAGCUCUCAUAAAGAAUCCACGCUGCCAUCCACCAAGCCUAAAUAUGUGCCACAGAGUUACUCUGUGCUGGUUCUAGACUCUGACUCUGAUCCCAGGUCAGUCUCAGAAGAAGAAGCAGUUGUUUCUUGGCCUGAUCCAGAUGCACAGGCUGACUCAGAUGCAUCACCAGAAUCUGACCCAAAUGCAGAGUCCUUAUCUGAGGCUGAACUUGAAUGUCUGGUUGAGGAGAAAUCAGGGCCAGCGGGAGUGAUGGGGCUCGAUGGUGAAACUGAUAUAGCAGGGGAUUCAGAGCCAAGUCUUGAAUAUGAGGCAGACCCAGAAUCAGAUGCAGGCGCAGGAUCAGAGGACGGCCAAGGGCUGGAUGCUGAUGCAGAAUCUGGUGAAGCUGAAACAGAGUCAGAUGUCCAGCUCGACUAUGACCCCAGCUGUCAGGCAGAGACUGAUUCUGAUGUUGUAUCUGAUCAGCCUCAAGACUCUCAGGGCUCUGUGGAAUCUGAGCUCGAUGUUGAAUCUGAACCUGAACUGACAACCGAUGAGCCGCAACCGCUUCGCUCUGACCUGGAAGAGGAGUCCCACACUGGACCCAGUCAGAGGCCGCUUCUGAUUGCAAAUCCUGUUCAAAGAGGCACAGAGGAAGCCCAGGCUGACCAGGACAAUGCAGAGAUGGAGAGCGAAGACUUCUGUGCCGUGUGUCUGAUUGGAGGGGACCUGCUGUGCUGUGACCGCUGUCCAAAAGUCUUUCAUCUGUCUUGCCAUAUCCCGCCUCUGCUAAGCUUCCCCUCAGGUGACUGGGUGUGCAGCCUGUGCAGAGAUGUUGCACAGCCAGAGGUUACAUACGACUGUGAGAAUGAGAGAACAUCUGGAGAACACACAUUGACACACGGACUGCCUGCACGUGACCAGAGAAAAUGUGAGCGGCUGACUCUUCUGAUCCUCAGUAACAUCCUGAGUGCUCCCUUCCAUGAGCCCGUCAGUCCACUCGCUCGUCAUUACUACCAGAUCAUUAAGAGGCCUAUGGACCUGUCUGUGAUCAGGACCAAACUCAACAAGAGGAAUUCCCGACAUUAUAACUCACCAGACCAGUUUGUUGCUGAUGUCUAUCUCAUGUUCCGCAACUGUGCAAAGUUCAAUUAUCCUGACUCUGAGGUGGCCCAAGCUGGCCGCAGCCUCGAGGCGUUCUUCACCUCUAAGCUGAAAGAAGUUUUCCCAAACAGAGUUUUCCCUGCGGCAGAGGCGGACUCUGACAGCGAUGAGUACGAUGAGGCCUACAGGAUGGCUGAGGGUGGUUUCCCUUGGCCAGAGAGGAGGGAGCAGUGCCACAGGAAGAGGAAGAGAAGAAACUCUCUCAAGUCAAGGAGACAUCACUUCUAACCAGAUAGGAAUGGACAUAGUGUAACUAUGGACAUAAAUAUGCUGUAUUUGUCUGUAAUUAUGCUGUUUUUAUUGGGCUGUAACAAUGUUUCCAUUCUGUAAUCUGAAUGUAGCCCUAAUUUGUGGUUUGCAAUAAUAUUACAGUGCUGCCAUCCGAUGGCAGCUGAACAUAUUGAAACAAUACUUCAAAUGUUUGAAAGGCAGGAGCAGUUAUUGUCCUUACAGAUCAAAGAAGAGUAUGUUACACAUUUACAACCAAAUCUCUUUGGAGAAAAAAGAUCAAUCAUACAGAAUUUGUUAGGUUUUUCUGCAGCCAUAAAAAAAAUUGGGGGGCCGAUGCUGUAAUUGUUACUGUAUCAUAUCAUAUUUUGGCUGUUGACGUUCACAUUCAGACCUCCCAAAAUCACAUACCUGAUAUUAUAUGCUAUAUUGUACAGGGGAUGCUGUAGUUUGAUGUUUAUUAAUCUCACUUUGCAUCUUUAUUAGGUGGAUUUUUUUAGGUGAACUUAGCUCUGAUUAUACACGGCACUUUGAAACUUUGAUAUGGGUAAAUAUUGUAGUUACCAUAUUCGUAAACAUAUUUAUACAUGUGUACCUGUACAGAACUUUAUUUUACUAUAUUUGUCAUUUUAAUUAUUAAAUGAUUGCAGGCAAUUAUCAUAGGUUUGAUUAUUGAUAUAAUUAUGAGUCUCGGUAGCUUUUUUUUUGAAAAGCAGCAGUGUGUCUUAAUGAUUUGUGCAGUACAGAAUGUGAGUGAUUGAGGGCACUAUAAGCAGUGUUAGAGCUCAACAGAGCACAUGUAUUUUCCAUAUCUAACAAUCCACGAAAUGUUUCAUUUUAGCCAUGAAUUAAGUGUGUGUAUACAUUAUGGUAACAUUUCUGUUCCACCAGUAUUUCAGCAAAAAAACUUAAAAAUAUCUCAGGCUUAAUAAGAGUGUAAGGUAUUGAUAUCAUUCAGUAUUGAUGAUUAUAAAACGUCUUUGCUUUUUGUAGAGCAACACCGUUUAGAGGAAAUCUGUUAUUUUAUAAUACCCGCCAUUGUAGAGCGUUUCCUGUUUUUAAAUAUUCUUUACUUGCUUCCUGCAGCUUACAAUAGAUUUGACUUGACAUUUAGAGUAAUUACUGCACAUGUCUGUGCAAAACUGUAGUGAUUAUACAGUAUAUGUAAUGUUACUUCCUUUGAAAAACAAUCAGUGUAAUAAUAUUUCCUAUUGUAUGAGGGACGAUUGAUAAAGUAGAAUUACUGUUUCAUUCAUUUCAUUUUUUAAUGUAAUGUCAACAAUCAAUGCACAUAUUGCUUAUAAAUAAAAUGCAGACAAGAGACA
Larimichthys crocea (large yellow croaker) is the source of this 5588-nucleotide messenger RNA. It is a transcript of the gene trim66, whose product is annotated as tripartite motif containing 66. The coding region runs from base 478 to 4263 and encodes 1261 amino acids. Lineage: Eukaryota; Metazoa; Chordata; Actinopteri; Sciaenidae. The record is from RefSeq and is a predicted model, not a curated record. The transcript has 18 exons. Gene Ontology annotation, cellular component: chromatin. Gene Ontology annotation, molecular function: zinc ion binding; protein binding.